CUCUCCUCCUUCUUCUCUCUCUGCGCCGUGAGUAUGGCUUCUGCUAUGGUGAUUUCUCUCCUUCUUGCCUCCACCGUCUUUCUCAUGUACGUCAACACCGCAGCACAAUCAUCGGCGCCACCACCGCCAGGGCAAGAAGGUUGCAGCAAUGAACUCAUCUCGUUCUCGCCGUGCCUGCCUUACGUGUCUGCACCGCCGAACAACUUUACAUCCACCGCCCCGUCUAAGUGCUGUGACGCGUUUGCCUCCGCCACUGACGCCGGCGCCGAGAACUGCCUCUGUUACCUUCUCAAGCAGCCUAUGGUCCUAGGGUUUCCAUUGAACGAAUCCAGAGUGCUCUCUCUGCCUCUGGUCUGUUCGCUGAGGAAUGCGAGUUUGGCGACCACUGAAUCUCUCGAUUCACUUUGCUCAUCAGCUGCUCUGCCCCCUCUCGGAAACAGAACUGACACGAAUUUCUCCCCUCCUAAUCCUGGCUCUGGAGAUGUUACAUCUUCUACAGGCUUGCCAUCAGAACCUAAUUUGCCACCAGAAACAGUCAUAAGCUCACCUGCAUUACCAAACCCCAUAGAAGAACCACCCAUGGAUUCAUCUGCUACAGAAUGGAUACACAACAGCAAUGAUUGCUUGCUGCCUGGAGUAGUGGGAUUUUUUGUUAUCUCACACUCAGCUUUACUGCUACUCAGGUAGAGUUUUCCAGUAAUUCUCACUUGAUCAUGUUGUAGACAAGGAACUGACAUUACUUGUACAGAGUCUGUAAAGAAAACUUGCCAACACCUAGUUUGUAAGUUUUGAGUUCAGACCUUAUCUGGGUCUGCUCAGAAGUGAUACCUACUUCUGCAGUAACAACUGUUGCAUCUCACCACAGAAUGUUGGAAGUUUUUGAGCAAAGUUCAGACUUUUUUGUACUGUAGAUCUAAUUCACAUGUGAUCUUUUAAUAAACAACAUUUGAUUUUGCCCA
This is a messenger RNA of Tripterygium wilfordii, 959 nucleotides long. Its product is annotated as non-specific lipid transfer protein GPI-anchored 25. NCBI's taxonomy places the organism in Eukaryota, Viridiplantae, Streptophyta, Magnoliopsida, Celastrales, Celastraceae. The record is from RefSeq and is a predicted model, not a curated record. The transcript is spliced from 3 exons. The coding region runs from base 34 to 687 and encodes 217 amino acids.